AUGUGAGGUUAGGUUAACCUCACACAAUUCCCCCUGUAACUCCUGUCACAAAUUUACGGACUGGAUCCUCAAAAAUACUCGAAAACAAAGUUGCAAAAAAAUGUUUCAAGUAUCCACGGCCCUUGACAAUUCCCCAAACUCCAAAAUUACGAUGUCAAAGAACUAAAAUUAUUUUCUAAUCGAUGAAUAAUGCGGGAAUCACCAAAAUUCAUCGUAAAAAACAAGAGUAAUCAGUCAACAAUGACGUACCCCGUGAUAACAUGAUGAAUGAACUAUAGAGAUAUUGUUCAUAGUGAUUAUGAGUGUAUCAAGUGCAGAGACGUCAAACUGCCAAUAAAAAGUAAAUCGAUUAUUAAUUUGACACUGGCGAACUGAUGAACAUAAAAAAAAAGAAACUAACAAAUUCUGUAAAGCGUCGGCUCAACGGUAAUUGGGUAUGUGAACUGGUUCACAAAAAUUAUAAUAAUUAUAAAAAAUAUUAACGUGCGAUAAACUCAAUGAAAUAUCAGUGCAGGAUAUUAUAAAGAAAAUAUAAGAAAAGAGAGAAGUCAUAAAAAAUUAAUUGAAGCUCGAAAAGUCAUCGAAUUGGAGCAAUACUGUAAUGGUAUUAUAUACUAAAUGGUUAAUUGUGUAUCACAAUUAUUGAAUAAUCAUUAAGAAGAAUCAUGGAGAAUUCUAAAAAUCUCCGAGAAAGGAACAUAAUCUGGGAGGAGAUGAAUAAAUAAUUUAUGAAUUAUCAUUAGGUGGACCGAUAGUUCAGUUGCUUUAAAGUCAUUGGAAAAAUUCAAACAAAUUGCUGGACAAUAUUUCAAUCCACAAGAAAACUGAUGAAAAAUUAUUGGAUGACUACAGAGGAAUUUCAAGAGAAGAGGGGAAUUCACAAAUAAAUUCUGCAUAUCUCCAAAAUCAAUCAAAAUAAGUUGAACAAUUGAAAAUGACGUCUGCAAAUCAUCAAAAAAUCACCAAAUACCACUAAAGUACAAGAAAAAUAAUGAAAUCUUCAUAGACAUACCAACAAAUUAGAAAUAAACUUUAGAGAAAUCUGAAUGUCUCAAACGUACAAAAAUCAUUAGCUCAAUUAGUCAAAUCCAUUAUUCGAGGAAUACUCACAAACAAUUCUCCAAACCUAUUGAUUAAAACAAAAUAAUUAAUAACAUUAUCAAAUUUUAAUUAACCAAAAGUGCAAAUGAAAAUCUUGAAUUGGUACAUUAAUACUAGACACUAAUUAGCAAAAGAUAUGGAUAAAUAGUGGGGGGUUUUAUGUUGUAUGUAGGGCUAAUAUAUAAUGGCACAACAGGUGUACAUAUUUUAUGAAACAGACAGAGUGGCUGUAGAAUUUCUUGAUCCACCAAAUGGUGCAAUAAAAAAAAUUAUCUCCAUCGAAUCUCGGGUUUUUUUAUCAACGACAAGCCAUUUCGUCUAUCAUGGGGAAGUUAAUACCUCUAAUGAUGAGAAACGUUGUGUCACAUUGAGGAGAAUUGAUUUCACUGCUACGGAUAUAUCCAGUGACUUGAAAAAUCUUUUCAUUAUUGAUGAGAGGGGACACGUGUUAAAAAUCGAUCCUGAGAGUUUGGAGAUAGUGGAAACCAUUGUCUUGAGGGAUGAAGUGAAAUAUUGUAGUCAUGGUUGCAAGCAGGAGAACGAGACGUUAAAACUUCGUUCCUUGUCGACUUCUCCCAGUUCCGCCCUCUUCACAACAGAUUCAGGUCAUCUGUGGGCGUCAGGAACCCACCGCCAGCUCUCCAUGUCCGCCACCUCCCCAAAACCCGUAAUUUUCUUCGAAGGUCGAACCAUCUCCUCCACCUCUUCAGGAUCGAAUUUUCACAUAGUAAUCGCCCGUAAGACCCCAAAGACCCCCAAGGACGACACAGACAGUGAAAAUGAUCCCGACGAGGUCUUUGUCCCAAGUUGUCCUCAAUGUCUGAGUGCAAUCAGACCAUCACCGCAGAGUAUGACGUCCUCGGACACCUGUCCAAUGGCCCUUCAACCGCACCAAUAUUCCUCGGAACAUUCAAUGACAUCGCUCACCCCUCAGACCCAUUCUCCAAUUCCAGCGAGCACCGACAAGUGUUCAAAACUAGUCAAUGGUGAUCCACAAUCAGAGACGUCUAAAGACGAAUUCAAGAAGAAUGUAAUUUUGAUAAAUACCGAGGCAGCCAGACAAUUCCUGACUCGCCAGUUAUCCUGGGUCUCUUCCUACGGAAAUGUCAAAGAAGAAACUGAACUCACGACAAACCCAACGGGCCUGAUCAAGCAGAAUGUUUCCAAUAUGGCGAAUCUGGUUUACGAAGGGGUGAAGACCAUGGGUGACAAGGUGGCCACACUCUCUCGCCACGUAUCAGGUUCCUCCGAGAUCAACGACAUUCGUGACGACAUUACAGCUGACUUCGAGGACCUGAUGGAAGACAACAAGCCAUCAGCAGCAAAUUUGAGUGUAGCCCAGAGUCUCCGCUGCGAGGAGUUCCCCUGGUCCUCGUCCACCGGUUCCCUAGAUCACGAGCUCUCCCAACAAGGCCUCAACGAGCGUGUGAAUUCCCUCGUGGACAUCGGUACGAACCUCCUCUCCACGGAGCUCUGGGCCUGGGGUGACGUAUCUCAUGGUCAACUAGGCACAGGUGACAUCAUCAAACGAUCAAAGCCAGUGCUCAUUAACAAACUCCACAAUACGGGUGUCAAAAAGGUCUCGUCAGGGCUGUAUCACACGUUGGCGCUGACUUUAGACGGAAGGGUCUUCGGGUGGGGGCGGAAUAACGACUUUCAAGUGCACACAGACUCGCCAACAGACCAAAGUUCACCAAAACUCAUAGCCCCAUUCACAUCUAAAAGAGCCAGAGACAUCUCGACAGGAGACAAACACAGCUUGAUCGUCUUCGAUGAUGACCUCUACUUCAUAGGUAGCUUGUCACAGACAGGACUUUCCCCAGAGCAUGAAAAUACGAAAGUGACGAGACUGGACAUCCAGAACUCAAUCAAAUACAUAUCAUCAUCAGGGCGUUAUUCCCUCUGUUCAACAAUUCCUUCGUCGCCCCCUGGAGUCACCGAGGACUUGAAGGUCGAGCAGAUAUUCCUAGAAGAGAUGAUCACUGUCCAUCAGAACCUGAUAAAACCUUUUCAGAAGAAGGCUGGCGCUACUCAGGAAACCAAUGUCUACGAUACCCUCUGCAGAUGCUACACUGAAUUAUUAUCAUUGACUGCCUUGAAUGCCAUGACCCUCGAGGAUUUUUCCAAUCAGAUCGGUGAAGCUUACGAAGUUUCUCUGGUCUCUCAUUACGAAGAGUUCAUCACAGUUUACAAGUACUACCUGAAUGCGAUCUGCGAUGUCGUCAGUCUAGGUGGAUUUGGACACAUGGGAAAAUUGAUGAGUGAUUUGCCAGCUAUUCUCACCAGGUUGUUCAAUGACUCAUCAAAUCUUGAUCAUCCAGCUCCGCGGAAAACUCAAGAGGUAAUCGCAGUGGCUCUGCAGUAUCCAUUGACAAGAUUGAACCGGUACAAGCACAUGAUCCAAACGUUGAUCAAGACAAACGGCCCGAAAAUGGGAAUCGAACGCCUCCAAGAAGCGCUGAUGAAAUGGGAGAGGAUCAUUGAUGAUCAGGAGAGGAGGAUAAAGGAAGCUGAGAUGACGCGGGUCUUCUGGGAGAGCUCUGGAAAAUUAGUCGAUCUCCUUCGUUCACCGGAGAGAAGACUCAUUCGUGAAAGCAGAAGCCAUCCAAUUUUCCUAUCCAAUUCAAGUAGAUUCUCCUCCCACUGGUUCAUUCUCCUGACCGACAUCUUCAUUCACGCAUCAGGAGCUUCGUACACGGCGCACGCCCUUCAGACCUUGUGGGUGGAGACCCUAGCCGACUCCGAGGUCCUUCAAAAUGCCUUGUCCAUCAUUACUCCUGAAGAAAAUUUCGUUCUUUUUACUAGUGGAGCGGGCGAGAGGAACGAGUGGCUUCAGAGCUUUCAGAGUGCCGUCAGGAACAGCCUUUCUAGGGUUGUGGGGGCCACCCCUCCCAGGGACAGGUCUUGUAAGUACCUCUUCAUGAAACAUCAACUCUUCAAGGAUGCCAAGUAUGUCGGUAGGUGGAGCAACGGAAAGGUCCACGGUUUUGGAAAGAUGGAGUGGGCCGAUGGACGUUUGUACACAGGUCAAUUCUACAAGGGAGUUAUGCAUGGUCAUGGUAAGAUGGAGAUACCCACUCAGGGUAUCUACGAGGGCAUGUGGCGAGACAAUGUUCAAAAUGGCUUUGGAGUCUUCAAAUACAUCAAUGGGGAUGUUUACGAGGGCAUGUUCAAAGACGGCCUUCCACAUGGUCAUGGAAGCAAACGAGAGGGACACUUCAUGGCCAAUGUGGCGACUAUUUACAUCGGUGAGUGGUUGGCUGGGAUGAAGAGUGGCUAUGGAGUGAUAGAUAAUAUCAUGACUGGAGAGAAGUAUCUGGGAUCCUGGAGUGGAGAUAUGAAACAUGGCUGUGGACUCAUCGUCACUAUCGACGGGAUUUACUAUGAGGGAGUCUUUGUCCAAGAUAUCCUCACCGGUUACGGUAUCAUGAUUUUCGAGGACGGCACUCAUUACGAAGGGGAAUUGAAAUCUGCGGGUAUUUUUUGUGGAAAGGGAGUUCUAACUUUUCGUGGUGGUGAUCGGCUAGAGGGUAUCAUCAAUGGCGCUUGGAACGAGCCCGUCAAGGUCACUGCUACCCUCCACAUAUGCAAGACCUCCACUCUUCCUGAUUCAUCAUCCAAGCCACCGUCCUUUGGAAAACUCUGCGUUCCACCCGAUCAGAAGUGGAAAGCCAUCUUCCGGUACUAUUACCAGCAGCUCGGACUACCCGAUCCCUAUCCCCCUGUCCCUCCUAACCCUAAAGACACACCUCAGAAGCGUGAAUCAACCCCUGAGAAGAAAAUUGAGACUCAAAAGCUCUGGCAGAAUACUGCUGUUAUUAUCAACAAGUCCCAUCAAAAGUCAAUGUUGAAUAAAGGGGAUGUUAAUUUCCCGCAGUCGAAGGCUGAUCAGGAGAAGGAAAGGGCAACCACUGAAAAACUCAUGAGAAUUCCAGAACUUCCUGAUAAAUUGACUAGCGAGACUUACAGGGAAAUCCACGAAUAUUUGAAGAAUGCGUUUGAGAGUCGUCAUCAUCCCCUGGGGUGUUUGUUAACGGAAUUAUCGGGGGUUUACACAGCUUCAUAUGGGGGUGUGAGAGUGCAUCCUCUUCUGUUAUCACACGCUGUUGAGGAAUUGCACAAUCUUACUAUGCGGAUUUAUGAAAUUGUUGUGUUGUUUUUUCCGGCUCUGCCACGGAGUGGCGAGGAGUGUGUCCUAGAGAGCGAGGCCGGGGAGGAGAGCACCGUUAUCAGUGCAGCCGCUCUGUUGUAUCCGAUUUUGUUACCCAGGGUGCAUUCAGCUCUUUUCGUGCUUUAUGCAUUGCAUAAUAAGAAAGAGGAUGAUGCUUACUGGGAGAGACUGGUCAAGUGGAAUAAACAGCCGGAUCAAACCCUCAUGGGCUUCCUGGAUAUCGAUCAGAAGUUCUGGGGGAGAAUCAGGGAGGUCAGGGCCGAUGGAAAGGAGGGGAAGGAGGGACGUUUCGAGGAGGCCGUCGAGACGCUACAGCAGCUGAAGACCACUUUCUCACCACUGGACAAGAUGUUGGUUAUUCGAAACACUUUUGAACAGAUGACUAAGACAGUACAAAACCAAUUGGGUACAACUUAUCUGUGGACAAUGGACGAGUUAUUUCCAGUAUUUAACUUCGUUGUUGUUCGCGCUAGUGUUUUACAAUUAGGGAGUGAAAUACAUUUCAUUGACAAUUUUAUGGAGCCAUAUCUCCGCAAUGGUGAAUUGGGAAUAAUGUUCACGACAUUGAAAGCUUGCUAUUACCAGAUUCUACAAGAGAAGAUGAGUAUGACCGAUUAGUUUGUGGGUGGAAGACAUUUCAAAGACAUUAUAAAACGUAUUUUUAAUAAAUUCUCAUGUGAUAUUUAGAGCUCGUGCGUGACAGUUUCCAUUUUUAAAUUCAUUCAGAGGUGAUUAGAAAUGACGAUAAUAAUGAUUAAAUGGUAGAUCGAUAGCAAACAUAAUGACACGAUCCUAAUGAUGUAUUGAAAAAUUGUUAAUGAAAUUUUAAUCGUUAAGUUGAAUCGAACUAUUUAGUCGGUGAUUUUCACAUAAGUGCGAUGAAUUGUGGAGCUUAUGAAGUGUGUAAAAUAUUUUAUUGACGAAUGACAAGGAUAUUUAUCAAAAUAUAUGAAACAAUUGUUUUUGAAAAAUGUUGGGAGCUUUAUUGUAUUUUUAGAAGAUUAAUUUCGCCAAUAUCUCUGCAAUGGAUACGACCAAAUUAUAAACUGUGAUUUUUUAAACUUUUAAAGUGAUAAUUACCUUCAUCAUGACUUCACUUGAAGUGGUAUAAUCCUCCGGCGUAUAUUUUCCUCUUCAUCAAUUUCCAUUUGGGAAUUGAAACCUUUACUUCGUUUAUUGAUAGUCAAUGCAUUGGUGACAGUAGGAAAAUGGCCAAAAAAUUAUGGCAAUGACGUGAAACCGGAUUUGCAAUUCUCGGCGAUCAGUGGAACAAUUGUUUCAACAAUUGCUUUAGACAAGAAAAGUAACUUGAGUGCAAUAAUGUGAGACUCCAAUCAAAAACCUUCAUGCCAACACGAAAAAUAAACGCAAUAUUCAACAAUUCGCUUGUUAAUAAUAAAUAAAGGGAAGAGUCGAUAAAGAUAGAUCAGAUUUUAUGAAUAAAUAUUUAUUAAUACAACGCUCGUUUACAUUUUUAUUAUUUCGUUUUUUUUUUGAAAAUACAUAGGGGGCGGGGCAGUAGUAAAUCAUCGAGGAGUUAUGGAAAAAAUUGUUUCAUUAAUUCAUUAAAAAUCGAAAUGAUUUUAAUUAAUUCCUUUCAAUUUUCAUAGUUCUAUCUAAACACGAUCGCAAAAUUGAUUAUUCAAUACACGAUUAUUUAAUGAACUUACAUCUACAUGUGAAAUCAUUUUUCUAAAACAAAACAAAAAAAAAAAAUAUUCAAUGAAAUUGCCAUCGAUUUUCGUUCACUAAAUUUUAUUUAUUCACUCGAAAAAAUUUUUGACGGCAGAAUUAUGAAAAUCGAUGUUUUAUUAUUAACACAGUGAGUAAAUUAUGAUUAUCAAGUUUGUUCACUUAACGAAUAUAAUGACGAGUGCAAAUUUAUAAUUAUCCUACUUCAAUGAUUUCACAAAAUUCCUAAAUGCUAAAACACAAUUGCCUAGGUUUUUUUGUUUGACGAGUGCUCACAUUAUCAACUCAAUACAAAUAAUUAUUGCCAACUCAAUUUUAACCUCUGGAUGUCCAUCAACUACGAUUGUUUUUUAAAAUAUUUACAUUGCCUCGAAUUGUUUAGUUAUGUUGGAUUGCUGUAGUGAAAUGGUUUCAUGUAAUUCUUCGAUCAUCCCGCGACCGAGGGAAUCCGCAAAAAAAUGUCAUGUCUAUUUUGUAGGGAAUUUAACUUUCCAUAAGAAAUGACCAUUGACAAUUUCUCCUCAGACCCCUCGUUAUCGAGAUAAUUAAACAUUUGCUCAAGGGAUUUUCCGCAUGUUGAUCGUUUAAUGAAAUGCCCUUUUUUGUUCAUAACGAAAAUACCUCGUUAAUGGCCGCCUUUAAAAGCAAGUCAUUCGAUAUUUUUUAAUUGAGUGACUGAUCGCGAUAAUUACGUGAUUAACAAAUACGAUUUUUUUCCAUUUUUCAGCUUUUACCAUUUCACUGCAAUUUUUUUUUAUUCUGCGUUUUUAGCGAUUCAGAAAUGUACAUAUAAAUUAGCUAGGUAAGUAAUUAGUCUACUCGGGGAAUAAAACGAUUCUCAUUCCAUCCUUUUAUCAUUGGGCACUAAAAGUUGUUGAAAUAAUUUGGUAAAAAGUCAGAGAAAACAAAGAUUUUUUUUUUAAUUUCAAUUGUUCAGAACAUGAACAUUUGCAACUGCGAAGGGGAAACCAAAUUUGGACGAUGAGAGUUUAAUAAAUUAAUGUUUGUUCAAUAAAUAAAAAGAAAAAUUAAUCGAUAAAUUGAAAGCUGCAUAGAUAUUUGAAUUUUUCUCCAGGAGAAAUUCAAAAAAUAAGUUUCCUCCCACAAACGUAAUAAUAAUCAGGAAAAACCUGCCAAUUCAAGGAAAAAAAAUGACUUUAAUGGUUGGAAUGUUUAGAUUCAUUGAAAAAUUUGCAGAGGAAAUUUUUUUCCAACUCAAAAAAAAAAAAAAAAAAAGAAAAAUAGAGGAAAAAUAAUAAUAUACUAAUUAUGACUCAUAGUUUGUCCACUCAGGUCAACUCAACGAGAAAAAAUAUUUGAUAAACCAUGAAAAUAGUUUGAGAAAAAGAAAAUUGAAACUACAUUUGCAAAAAAUUACUAAAAUUGAAAGAUGGCAAAGAAAAUCCAUAGUUCGAACAUUUUCCUUUAUUAUCUCACAUAUAAAUCCACCGUUAUGUUCUAAUUACCUUCAAUGAUAUACAAAAAUUCAUUUGCACUAUCUAAAUGACCAAUAAUGCUCGAAAAAUCAGUGAAAAAACCUUUCUCAUCAGCAAAAAAAAUCGAACAUCAUUGACAAAAAAUUUGUUCACAGAAAAAAAUUUAAGAAAAAGUUUCUUGCAAUUAUUCAAGGGCAAAAACGACGAUUUUACAAUUUCUUUAGUGGCAAGACCGGUGUAAGUCAAUGAAUCAAAGGUUUUGGGAUAUCUUGUAAAUAUCUCAGAAUGUCAAGUGAUAUUUUAUUAAUUGAAACGAAAAAUACUCCCAAUAAUUCUCUCAACGCUUGCGUUUUUUCUUGACAUAUUAGCACACCCCAAAACUAAUUUCUUUCACCUAGAAAUCCCAAAAAAUUUUCUCCUACGUUUCUUGUAAUUGAAAAAACCCCUGAAAACCCUCAUGAACCUCCUGCGUAGACAAACGAGUCUCCAAAUACCUCUCCCCUGUCCACCGAAAUCCCUGAAGAUUCGGGAAGGGUAAAAAAACGGAAGUUCGAAAGGAUAAAAAUCCAGGGACAUCCCAAUGUACCCCUGGCACCCCCUGGAUUAUGCCCGAAACGAGAGAAUAAAGGGCCUAUGCCCCAACCAAGGGCCACCAGCCUCCGUCACCUCCCAAUUACUCUAUUUUACCUCAAUUAAUUACUCAAUCUCACUUAAUCAAUCGAUUAACAGUGGAUUACACCUAUUUAUCUACUCAUCUAACGAUUAAUUAAUCAAUAAUUUGUAGUGGUAACAAAGAAUUGAAUAAUUAAAGAUAUUACCACCACAGCUGAUGGAGAAGAGACCAAAAAAAAAAGUAUCUAUCCAGGUAAAAAAGCGAAAAAUAGCAAAAAUUCAGUGAAAAAAAUGAGAUGUUUUUUGUUUUUUUUUUCGGUAUUUAUAAUAUACUCACACACCAUAUGAGAGAUCAGCUGAGAGCUCGGUUAUGUUUUUUCCACUUACUUUUAUUUAUUUUUUCGUUUUUAAAACUGUUUUUGCGAUUUUUUUUGUUAAUUAUUUUAAGGUUUGUUGGUUUUUUCUGUUUUUUUGUCGUUAUUUAUGUUGGAGAUUUUUCUUUAUUCGCCAAUUUGUCUCGUAUCUCGAUUUUUAUUUAAAUCAAAUCGGCAACAUUCAUUGGCAUUUCAUCAAUAUGGGUGUUGUAGAAUUGCUCGAUGUCAUUCAUGGUACGCUUAUCAUCGACGGUGACGAAGUUUAUGGCAACUCCUUUACGUCCAAAA
This is a messenger RNA of Diachasmimorpha longicaudata, 9674 nucleotides long. RefSeq names its product alsin (gene Als2). NCBI's taxonomy places the organism in Eukaryota, Metazoa, Arthropoda, Insecta, Hymenoptera, Braconidae. Gene Ontology annotation, molecular function: guanyl-nucleotide exchange factor activity; small GTPase binding. Bases 1286 to 5890 code for a protein of 1534 amino acids. The record is from RefSeq and is a predicted model, not a curated record. Gene Ontology annotation, cellular component: intracellular membrane-bounded organelle; cytoplasm. Gene Ontology annotation, biological process: regulation of GTPase activity; endosomal transport. The transcript is spliced from 3 exons.